AUGGCCAUAUGGAGCCGAAGACAGUUCACUACGACUCCCAGUAUACCAUUUCCAGGCGGUCCUAUGGGUAUAGGCGGCUCCAGUUCCUCUCCGACAUACUUCCAACGCCAGACGAGCCUACCCGCGAACACCAUUAUCCGAUUCGUACCGCAGCAAACAGCAUGGAUUGUGGAGCGUAUGGGAAAAUUUAAUCGGAUAUUGGAGCCUGGGUUGGCUAUUCUCGUCCCGAUCAUCGAUCGCAUCGCCUACGUCCAAUCGUUGAAAGAAGCGGCCAUCGAGAUCCCCAGCCAGAGUGCCAUUACUGCAGACAAUGUCACGUUAGAAUUGGAUGGCGUACUUUACACAAGAGUAUUUGAUGCUUACAAAGCGAGUUACGGUGUUGAAGAUGCGGAAUAUGCCAUCUCACAGCUAGCGCAGACCACCAUGAGGUCCGAAAUCGGUCAACUCACAUUGGACCACGUUCUCAAGGAAAGGGCGAAUCUUAACGCAAACAUUACGCAGGCGAUCAACGAGGCCGCACAAGAGUGGGGUGUCGUAUGCUUGAGAUACGAAAUAAGGGAUAUCCAUGCUCCGGAAGGUGUCGUGGCGGCCAUGCACAGGCAAGUCACAGCAGAGCGAUCAAAACGAGCCGAGAUUUUGGAUUCCGAAGGUCAGCGGCAGAGUGCAAUCAACAUCGCCGAGGGUCGUAAACAAUCCGUUAUUUUGGCAUCUGAGGCACUGAAGGCCGAGCAGAUCAAUAUGGCAUCUGGUGAGGCCGAGGCUAUUUUGCUCAAGGCACAGGCAACUGCACGGGGUAUCGAUGCCGUUGCGGAUGCUAUCAAACGCGGCGAAGCCAAUGCCCAGGGCGCCGUUAGCUUGAGCGUCGCAGAAAAGUAUGUUGAAGCCUUUGGCAACCUGGCCAAGGAGGGCACUGCUGUCGUGGUUCCAGGUAAUGUCGGAGACAUUGGUCAGAUGAUUGCUACGGCUAUGGCAGUAUAUGGCAAGGUCAACGAGAACCAAACCAGGAACCUGGCUGGCAAAGUUAUCGGUGCGUCGACGGAUAAAGACGAGUCUAGUUCGAAGGAUGUUGGGGCCAGAGUGAUUGAGGCGGCCCAGCACGGGAAUGCAAAAGACGUCGCGCAGACAGUGCUUGAAGGGUUUGAGCAGACACGAGAGGCGAGAAAGUAG
Molecule: messenger RNA, 1167 nt
Organism: Fonsecaea nubica
Lineage: Eukaryota; Fungi; Ascomycota; Eurotiomycetes; Chaetothyriales; Herpotrichiellaceae
Exons: 3
Coding region: 1-1167 (388 amino acids)
Cellular component (GO): membrane
Source: RefSeq, a predicted model, not a curated record